UGCUGUCAACACCCAGCAGGGGUGCCACACCACAGAAUGGAAGUCCAGCAGCUGAAUAAACAUCAUCCUCGUUCAGAAGAAAUGCUCAGUAUGACAGUAGUGACGACAAACACGAGUGCUUACUUUCUGGACAUUAUUCAUAUGGACACGGACGUUCUCACUUAUUUCCCCAUCCGAAGAAUCUUAGUCUUAUCCGUCUUGACGUUCUUUCUACUGGCCACGGUGAGCUUGCUGCGACGCGGGAACCAGGCUGUGGUGGGAGCGGGCCGCGCCGUGUUGAUAACAGGCUGUGACAGUGGAUUCGGUAAUCACUUGGCCCGUCGGCUGGACGCUCAAGGAUUUGUAGUCUUUGCCUGUUGUUUAUUUCCAGAUGAAGUUGGAGCCCAGACACUGCUCAAAGAGAGCUCCAGCAACGUGAAGAUUCUCAAACUAGAUGUCACUAAAGACGAGGAUGUCAUGCAGGCAAGGACUGUGGUCCAGUCUAACCUUCCAGAGAAAGGGCUUUGGGCAGUUGUGAAUAAUGCUGGCAUUUCAGACUGGUCUGAGACUGAGUGGAACACCAUGAGUGAUUAUCACAAUAUGGCCGAGAUCAACUUAUUUGGAAGCAUUAGGGUCUCUAUUGCUUUCCUCCCGUUGGUUCGUGCAUCAAAAGGACGGAUGCUGUUCGUGUCAAGCGUCUUUGCGUUCUUCAACUGUCUGACCAUGGGGGCCUACAGUAUUUCCAAGAGAGGGUUAGAGGCAUUUGCCGACUGCCUACGGGUAGAGAUGGCCAGUUUUGGUGUAAAGGUUAGCAUCAUUCAGCCAGGUAACUUUGCAUGUGCCACCAACAUCCUGAAGAAGAAAACGGGACCAGACAUUUGGGAGAAACUGGGCCGGGAGCGUCAACCGAUGUUCAACAGAGAGUAUUUGGACCUGGCCUGUGACUACUACAUGUCCACAUGUUCAUCCGGCUACCAGGACAGUCAUUUGGUCACAGACGCCAUGAUAGACGCUAUCACAGUGGACAGACCGAAACGCAGGUACCUGCUGGUCUCCAAGUUAGAUAUGGUGUUCUUUUAUGCGUUACCCUACCUGCCAUCUUUCGUCACUGACGCGUUGUUCUACCUCAGUCCCAUGUACAACAAAAGGAAAGCAAUGCUUUAUUCCAAAUAGAGAACACGAUACAUUAAUGCGAUAGUGCGAAGUUCGUUUGGCAAGCCAUCGCUAGCUAGUGUUAGCUUAACAGCUGUACGUCUACCAAAACAGCUUGCAUGUUAGCUCCAUUAAACUGCAUGCAGAGAGAUAAAAAUGGGAGUUAAUUGUACUGUGGUUGAAGUAGGUAAAAUCUUGCACUACCCUUUUCUGCCAGGCCAACAGUAAGUACAUUGCUUAGCGUUUUACUGUACCAUGUGUCCCAUAUAAUUGAGUACUGUAAGUGUAGGUGACUAAUUUAGAGCAAGGAUGGGCAAGUGGUGGCCAUUUUGUGGUCCCUGGAUACAUUUCUAAUAAUGAAUUGCCGUUGGGAGCCAUUACAGCUCCUCAUGAUGAAUUUAGAAACAAGCCCAUCCAUGAUCUUGAAGAUUUAAUGGCAUUUUACCAGGCUCUGUACAGACAUACUGUAAAUGUUCUCUGUGAGAGUGGUCAAUCCUACAUUCUCCUGGAUAAUAGCCUCUGCUAAAUGACCAACACAGAGUAUUCAACAUUAUUAGCAGAUUUUGAUAUAAUUCCACAUCUUGUUAGUAUAAUAAAUCUUUGACCAUUUGACCAAAAGUAUUUACUCACUCAAACUUUGCUAUGCUUCUUUCAAACUCUUCAUCUAUGACUAAGAUUGACUGAAAGUCCAGACUGACUUGCUAAAAUAGCUAAUUUAUGUUUAAAACCUGUUUAUUUUGUUAUCGAAAUGUUUCCGAACAAUAGUAAUAGAACAAUAGUAACAAUGCAGUGACUUUUUUUUUUUUGUAAAACAUGUUUCCGAACAAUAGUAUUCACACUGCAAAUAUUUUGUGUUCAGCUGCGUACCUCUGAUCUAAAAAGGUUAGCUUAUUAUUUCCUCAUAGUAAAUCAGCGGUGACACAGGGUUUGCACCCUUUGGUGGAUGUAAUGAAUAUGCAUAUUGCCGAAAUGCAUAAAAACAUGGAAGUCAGAUUUUAUCUAAUGACAGUGUUUUAUGUAUACAAUAAAUCUCCCAACUCCGUUUGGUCUCACAAAUACUGACUGCGGUAAUAUUUUUGACCAGUAUUUUGCUAUGUCCUGUACUUGGAACAGUGAAACACAAUGUGCAAUAAAGAUGUCAAGAAUAACAUGUCAUUAUGAUUAUUAUUAUUAUUUUUGUAUUGAUUAUUAACUGCCCCUUCCUUGGUGCAUGAAUCAGCAGUUGGUGGGGAACAACCAGUCUCUUACUACAGUGUUUCUCCAUCUCUAUGCAAAUGUUUGUAAAUUUGGAGUUGUGUGAAAAAUGUCCCUUUGUGAAAAAUUUCCCUUCCUGCUCCGGGGCCUUCAAGUACCUUAACAUAUUAACUGUUGCAUUCAUACCUGGGUAUACAGACUACAGAACCAGGUACAGUGUCACAUGGGAAUGUAGAUAUAAUUGCAACAGACUCUUUUACACUUGCUCAAACCUCCUGCACUCAGGUCUUGUGGUGUUGACCUGAGUGCAGGAAUCUAAAACCUGUUGAACGGUAUGUAGGUCACAGUCAACUUAGCAGUUGAUGGUAUUCUAGGUCUUCUCACAGAUCCUCAAGAUAACAGUUUCAUUUCUUCAGAGAUUUUCUUUCAUCACACUAAACUACCGACAUCAUUAUGGCUAGUUUUCUAUUGCUUAUGAUACACGGUGAUCCUCCAUACUGCAUAAAUAUUGAAGAAUAAAAAAGCUGCUGCAUUGAACCGUGAAGGGUUCGUGUUGUCCACGUGUGUCCCCCUGAAAACAUUGUUUUCAGCUUUCACUAAUAGAAGAGUCUGUGUGGAAAUCUUUCACCACAACUCUUUAUUUCUAAGGGCAUGGUCUUGCUAUAUUAAAAAACAUGUCAUUUUUCAAUCGUCUUUCUCUGGUAAAAGAGUAUAGAAUGCCUUGCCUUAAAAAC
Messenger RNA from Esox lucius (northern pike), 3059 nucleotides. RefSeq lists its product as uncharacterized. NCBI's taxonomy places the organism in Eukaryota, Metazoa, Chordata, Actinopteri, Esociformes, Esocidae. The transcript is spliced from 5 exons. Gene Ontology annotation, molecular function: oxidoreductase activity. Bases 37 to 1152 code for a protein of 371 amino acids. The record is from RefSeq and is a predicted model, not a curated record.